AUGACGAACCAAAGUCUUAGCGAGAAUGGAGUGCACACUAGUACAAGGGUUACUUUUACGAAUAUGUGGGGGACUGAAAAGCUCCACUACGAGAAGGAGGAGGAUCGCUCAAAAAGAUACGAACUACCCAGGGAAGUGAAGGUACACUUGAUCAAAUGGAUGUACGAGAAUCAAGUCUUCUACAUGAACAACUUCGUCCCCAAAGUUGGGGAACCAUCCCUAGAGCAUUUCUUCGCUUGUUGUGGUCUUGAGGAUACAACGAAACCCAUGGAGGCGCGUAAAUUCUUCACAAAUUCCAUUCGAAGUUUCGCAAAGAAUUUCACGCGCCAGAUCAAGGACCUAACAGGAUAUGACGGUGACCUAAUCCCAAUAAGAGCUGGACAAUCUGAGAUCCGCAACGCGAGGUACUCGCGGGGCUUUGAAUAUUUCAGCGAUGACCACUGGGAUGGCAAGGUCGUGAAGAAGUUUUUAGAACCCGAGGAGUUGAAUGAGAAAGUUCUGUACGGCUUGCAAAAGCGCUUGUAUACCAAAGACGAGUUCGACAAGAUCGCGUCACUGAUUGCAGAAUACAGCCAAGACUACAACCAGUCACCUUCAAGCGAUAAUGACUUUAGCAGUCCGCUCAGCAACACGCAACUCUCUUCUUCCACACCAGGAGAUGCCACGAGGGUAGGAAUCUGGCUGUCUUCAUUCCCUGACACCUCAGGAGCCCACGAAGAAGUUCUAUUGCCGUCAGCCCCUUCGACCUCAUGCUCGUCCGCGUUCCCUAAAUUAUCGAAGGGCGCUCCUCGCGGCAAAAAGCGCAGCGCAGAAGAAGAACUUGAAACCAUACCCUCCAUUUCUACCCCCACGCCAUCUUCGACUGAAGCCAAGAAAUACCGAAAGGCAAGUCAAAACAAACGUGUCACUACGAAGACUUUCGAAGUCCUCUCUUGCGUGACCGGCAACAGCCUUCAAACAUGA
Molecule: messenger RNA, 963 nt
Organism: Letharia columbiana
Lineage: Eukaryota; Fungi; Ascomycota; Lecanoromycetes; Lecanorales; Parmeliaceae
Exons: 3
Coding region: 1-963 (320 amino acids)
Source: RefSeq, a predicted model, not a curated record